AACCCUCCAAAAUCCUUAAAGUUUCCCUUAUCCACUCCAGACUCGAGAGUCCAGAGUGCCCGGGUUUUAAUUCAAUUAAAAACUAACCACUCUCAACGGCCUACCGCCUGCUUUUCCUCUUCAUUUUCUCUCUCUUUCGUCUUCCCCCAAAAUCUGAGCACUCUAUACUUUUGUCUGAACUCAACAACUACAAAUUCUCAAUUUUUCUCUUCCCCAUUCUCUCUCCUCAAUUUUGACAAUUUUGCGCAAAUUUCUUCGAAUGCUUCAGUAAUGGCGGACAUCAUCUAUUUUUGAUUUGGUUGGAAAGUUUGGUGGAAUUUGGUGAUCAUGGAGUUGAUUGAAGGUGUAGGAGAGAGCUCUUCUCCGCCUCGGAGCUUUGGCGGUGGUGCGGCAGUUGGUGUAUUGUAUGAGAUUAGGAACGAUGUGUAUAAUCGACUUAUGGAAAUUGGAAAUGAGGAGGCAGUUUCGAAUCCGGACUUUCGUGAAAUCUUGGAUUCUCACUUCAAUAGAUUACCUCCUAGUUAUGGUUUGGAUGUUAAUAUGGAUAGAGCAGAGGACGUUUUGCUGCAUCGGAAGCUUCUUGCAUUGGCAAAGGACCCAGAAAAGAGACCUGUUUUCCACGUCCGUUGUUUGGAGGACUUUAAACCUGAGGGUAGCAAAGAACAUCCGACUGAAUCUGUUUCAAGGCCGCCUUUGGAUGCCAAUCAUGGAGGAAAUGUGCAAAGCAAGGAAGAAGAAUGGGCAUUUGAACCCUGUUCCAAGCUGGAAGAUCUUAAUUUAGAGGUCAGACAGGCCCCGGGAUUGAUGGAAAAGAGGCAAGAGAUUGGUCAUGCUCCUAUUCAUGAAGUGAUAUUUUCUGCACCAGAUAAACCCAAGCUUCUCAGUCAGCUAUCUGCUUUGCUUUCUGACUUAGGGCUUGACAUUCGUGAAGCACAUGUUUUCUCAACUACUGAUGGCUACUCUUUGGAUGUAUUUGUGGUGGAUGGAUGGCCUGUUGAGGAUGCUGGUAGCUUGCGCAAAGCUAUGGAAGAAGCAAUAGAUAAGAGUGAGGGCUCAUGGUCUGGUUCAUCGCAUUCGAAAUUCUCUGUAAAGAAAGCACUAGCUGCAGGAGGAGUACGUGGAAAUUGGGAAAUAGAUAGAAGCUUGUUGAAGAUUGGGGAAAAAGUUGCAUCUGGAUCUUGUGGCGAUCUGUAUCAAGGAGUGUACCUUAGUCAGGAUGUGGCUGUUAAGAUUCUCAGAUCUGAGCAUCUAACUGAAGCUUCAGAGGAUGAGUUUGCUCAAGAAGUGGCAAUUUUAAGAGAGGUGCAACAUGAAAACGUUGUUCGAUUUAUUGGUGCAUGUACGAAGUCUCCUGAUUUAUGCAUUGUAACAGAGUACAUGCCUGGAGGAAGUCUGUAUAAUUACCUGCACAAAAACAAAAGAGCUUUGAAGGUGUCCGAGCUGCUAAAAUUUGCAAUUGAUGUCUCAAAAGGAAUGGAAUACUUGCAUCUCAAUGAUAUUAUUCACAGGGAUCUGAAAUCAGCAAAUUUGCUCAUGGAUAAUCUUCAAGUUGUAAAAGUGGCAGACUUUGGUGUUGCUCGAUUCUUACAUCAGGAAGGAGUUAUGACAGCCGAAACUGGGACAUAUAGAUGGAUGGCACCCGAGGUUAUAAAUCAUCAGCCAUAUGAUCAGAAAGCAGAUGUAUUUAGUUUUGCUAUUGUACUGUGGGAGCUUGUGACAGCCAAGAUUCCAUAUGAGAACAUGACUCCUCUGCAAGCUGCAUUAGGUGUAAGACAGGGACUCCGACCAGAUAUUCCACGGGGAAUACACCCAAGACUAUCCGAUUUGAUGCUGAGAUGUUGGGACGUGGCUCCCAUCAAGCGGCCACCCUUUUCCAUUAUAAGAGUAGAGCUUGAAGAUCUUCUAAAGAAUUUCCAGAAUAUCUGUAGGAAGCUUCUGCAACACCUAUAGCUGGCAAUCAUGCAUUAUGAAGUAUAACUGUGAAUCAUAGAGACGGCAACACCACGGGAGGCUUUUUUUUGUUUUUGUUUUUUUGGGGGGGUUGAUCAAGAAAGAAAAUAGUCAAAUACAAACUUUCGAGAUAGAUACAUAUGUACAAUCACGGAAAGAGCGACACCCUGACUAUCUCGAAAUAUUUUGAUAUUCCUUGUAAAAAUUACAGAGUAGUCACACGAAUGUAAUAUGAAUCUUGUCAAAAAAAAUAAAAUUAUGAUGGUGUUCUCUACUUGUCUUGUAAUUUUUUGGUCGAGUUAUAUUUACUAAUAUAAUAUCGAAAUUAAUUUCCUGCA
This is a messenger RNA of Beta vulgaris subsp. vulgaris (sugar beet), 2288 nucleotides long. Its product is annotated as serine/threonine-protein kinase STY46. NCBI's taxonomy places the organism in Eukaryota, Viridiplantae, Streptophyta, Magnoliopsida, Caryophyllales, Amaranthaceae. Gene Ontology annotation, molecular function: ATP binding; protein kinase activity. The coding region runs from base 328 to 1950 and encodes 540 amino acids. The record is from RefSeq and is a predicted model, not a curated record. The transcript has 17 exons. Gene Ontology annotation, biological process: protein phosphorylation.